This is a messenger RNA of Microcebus murinus (gray mouse lemur), 2774 nucleotides long. RefSeq names its product crystallin alpha A (gene CRYAA). The record is from RefSeq and is a predicted model, not a curated record. Gene Ontology annotation, cellular component: cytoplasm; nucleus. Gene Ontology annotation, molecular function: structural constituent of eye lens. Lineage: Eukaryota; Metazoa; Chordata; Mammalia; Primates; Cheirogaleidae. Gene Ontology annotation, biological process: response to heat; lens development in camera-type eye; negative regulation of apoptotic process.
CCUGGGCGGCCGCGGGCGCCACGCCGGCCUAGGGCUCUCCGCGGGGCGCCGGGGGCUGAGGAGCCUCAGCUCGCCCCGCCGCCGGAGCACUAGAGAGUGCCGGCUUUCCGCCCCCGGUUGGGCCCCGGCGCCUUAAAAGAGAAAUCCUGAGGCGGAGCGAGUACUAGCGGAGUUUACCGGGGCAAGUCUGAGGUCCGCAGCCCCCGGGGCGCGGACUCAGGCGGCCCUGAGUGUCCGCGGUGGAGCAGCCACCUGUAGCUCGUUAAAGGGAAAGAAGAGCCAUUUCUUGCGUUGUUUACAGCGAGUUCACAUCAAAAUAACACAGGUUCCGGAGUGGCCGCCCAGUGCGCUCCGUAUCUCCGAUUCCGGGAAGAGAGAUGAGGGCGAGGCUCUCCCUGGACAGCCGCCCCGGGCAGGGACUCGAGGGAAGUCCGGUGCUCAGUCCGGGGCCUGACCGGUUUUGCAGACCUCUCACCGCUCCCCCUGCCCGGAGCCGUUUUCUGUUCUCAGACCCCCUCUCCCCUGCCAGCAACCCUGUCUGCCCCGCCACCCCGAGGUGGGGCUGGAAGGCCUGUGCCCCGCUCCUGGGAUAGGCUCUCAGUCCCCUCGGGACACAAGGCUGGAACCAUUCUGUUGGAAGGAUUCUAUUCAUUCCUCCUUCUAGUUUAGCCCCAUGAUGUCAUUUUCAUCUGGUCCCCUCAUUCCUCAACUCACCUUCAAUUUACCCAAUUUCUGAUCAAGCUGUCUACUACCAUGGUUGGAUCUUCACCAGGCAAAGCCCCUGGGGGCCGUGGGGCAGGACCAUGGGGUCAUCUUGACUGCGCAGAGCCUGAAGGCCGUGCCCCCCGCGUUUGGAUGAAUGUGCCUGUUAGAAUAGCAUUUACCUUGGCAACAGAGCAUCCUCCCACCUGGGAGAGAGCAGGAUCAGCAACCUGGAAGCCUCUUUGGAAGAGCAGGGCCUCAGAAGUGAGGCUAGAGAAGUGACAGGACAGAUGCCAGUCUAGUAGGCGGCAUCAUGUCCAGAGGGUGCAGCUGCGAGACACAGUCCAGGAAGGAAGACUGCUGGAGAGUUGAAAGCUGGUGUCACCCUUAAAUCGCGAUAUGCAGAACAUAGGAAUUAGUAUAAUGGAGAGUUUAUUCAAGCCUAAAGCUCGAGGAUGGCUACCAGGGGAGUGGAGUGCACAUUCGGGACAACUUGAAUCUGUGCACCCAGGAGCAGAAGCUUUGGGCUCAAAUAAACUGUAUACUUAAUCAAAUUUUGUGACUCUCAUUAUUUGAGGUUGACAUUAUGGCGAUCCAGGAGGUACCCCAAACGGGCCUCUAGCGAUCCCUGCCACUUUGCAAUGGGACACUCUGUACUGGCAUGAACGGCUUUGGCUCACUAGACCACACUGGAGUCUGGACCCUCUGGUAAGGCCCUCUUGGGUGUGAAUCCUCCUGGCAAGCUUGAGGAUUCAGACUUUAUGCAAGCUACACUCAUUCCUAAUGGGGUCGGAACGGAAGCUCUCCUGAAAGAGCACCUCCUGGGCUGGCGGUUUGGGCUGCUGUUUACAGCAAUAGCCUUGCCAGCCUCCCCCAGCCUCACCGGAGAGACACAACAGACAAGGCGGGAGCCGUCCACGCAGAUCAACGUCCUGUUGCAGGGGCACCGUCUUUCCUCCCUCGAAGGGACCGUCACAGACACGCCCCAGAGUCCUCCUGCGAUGUCCCGGGACAGAGCUGAGUCACACUCCUCCGGGUCCCCGCGGUGCCGAAGCCGAACAUGGACGUCACCAUCCAGCACCCCUGGUUCAAGCGCCCGCUGGGCCCCUUCUACCCCAGCCGGCUGUUCGACCAGUUCUUCGGCGAGGGCCUCUUUGAGUACGACCUGCUGCCCUUCCUGUCGUCCACCAUCAGCCCCUACUACCGCCAGUCCCUCUUCCGCACCGUGCUGGACUCCGGCGUCUCCGAGGUCCGAUCUGACCGGGACAAGUUUGUCAUCUUCCUUGACGUGAAGCACUUCUCCCCCGAGGACCUGACCGUGAAGGUGCAGGAGGACUUCGUGGAGAUCCACGGCAAACACAACGAGAGGCAGGACGACCACGGCUACAUUUCCCGCGAGUUCCACCGCCGCUACCGCCUGCCCUCCAACGUGGACCAGUCGGCGCUGUCCUGCUCCCUGUCCGCGGACGGCAUGCUGACGUUCUCCGGCCCCAAGGUCCAGUCCGGCCUGGACGCCGGCCACAGCGAGCGAGCCAUCCCCGUGUCCCGGGAGGAGAAACCCAGCUCCGCGCCCUCGUCCUAAGCGGGCCCCGGCCCGGCCGCCCCCCGCAGCCCCCACCCAGCCCCGGGGGCGUGGCGCGGCGUGGCGAUUGUCUCCCUCCGCUUCCCUUCGCGUUCCCUCCCCGCCUCCUCCCUUGGACCAGGGUUUGAGAGAGUGGCCGGGAGAGCUCAGGGCCUCGGGGCGCCCCGACCCCAACACCGGCCGGGGCGUGGCCAUCUCGCACCUCCUCCGCGGGCAGCCUGGGCUCUGCUGAGAGGUCUGGGGGUGCCCACGCCCGAGAGGACCCCGCCGAGCACCCUGGGGGGCUCUGGGUGCCAGGUCCGCCAGGCGCGACUCACCGCUGGGUGGCCUCUGCUCACGGCCGGCGCUGCCCACGCUGCCCGGGGGGCUGUGCCGAGGCCCGUGCACCUGGGCUCUCUGCUGCCCACCUCUCUCAGACCGCCUCCCCCACCCCUCUGUGUAGCGCCACUCUCGGGGACACCGGUCACCCAUGAGAGUGCAGCCCGUGGCA